Messenger RNA from Sclerotinia sclerotiorum 1980 UF-70, 1758 nucleotides. RefSeq lists its product as hypothetical. The transcript is spliced from 4 exons. NCBI's taxonomy places the organism in Eukaryota, Fungi, Ascomycota, Leotiomycetes, Helotiales, Sclerotiniaceae. The record is from RefSeq and is a predicted model, not a curated record. Gene Ontology annotation, molecular function: serine-type endopeptidase activity; tripeptidyl-peptidase activity. Bases 1 to 1758 code for a protein of 585 amino acids. Gene Ontology annotation, biological process: proteolysis.
AUGAAGUUCUCUCGUGUGCUUUCUGGCUUGGCUAUAUGUAGCUUAGCAGCAUGUGAGUCUUCUAUGGAGCUAUUGGAAUCUCUUCGUGAAAUCCCACAAGGUUGGAUUCAACUCGAAAGACCUAGUCCGCUCAAGACAAUCAAACUUCGAAUUGCCUUAGAACAACCAGAUCAUGAGCUUUUCGAGCAGAAACUUUAUGCUGUUUCAUCUCCUGAUCACGUUGAAUAUGGCCAACAUCUUGACCGUGAGGAACUCAAGAGAUUCAUCAAGCCAGCUGAUGAAACUACUCAUGCCGUUCUUUCAUGGCUAGAGAAGUCUGGUAUCUCGGAAUCAAAUAUUCACAACGAUGGUGAAUGGAUCAAUUUCCGAACUUCAAUUUCACAAGCGGAAGAAAUGUUGAAUACUACCUUCCAUUACUACGUUCAUCAAGAUAUGAGGAACAAUAAGCAAAUUCGGACGUUGAAAUACUCGGUUCCACAGGAGAUCUCCAGUCACAUUACAAUGAUUCAACCUACAACCAGAUUUGGCCAAAUUAAAGCACAAAGAAGCCAAAUGUUUCGUGAGGAUUUUUCAGCCCUUGCUUUACCAUCACUCAAUACUACUGCCUGCAAUGUUACAAUUACUCCUCAAUGCCUCCGAGAUCUUUACAACAUCGGUAAUUAUACAGCAAAGGCCAACCCCGAGUCACGUCUAGGUGUUGCUGGAUACUUGAGUCAAUGGGCAAAAUAUGAUGGUCUAGAGGCUUUCUUGGAGAAAUAUGCUCCAUAUGCUAUUGGCCAGAACUUCUCUUAUGCUCUCAUUAAUGGAGGAUUGGAUACACAAAACUCAACACUCGAUGAUGGAGAAGCGAAUUUGGAUAUGCAUACAGGUGGAAGAGGGCAGUUAAUUCCGGAUCUUGAUCAGCCAACAUUAGACAAUAACCAAAAUGAGCCAUACUUGGAUUACCUCAACUAUAUGUUAGGUCUACCAAAUAAUCAACUGCCACAAACAAUCACAACCUCAUAUGGCGAAGACGAACAAUCUGUCCCAGAAGCUUAUUCCAAAACUGUCUGUAAAAUGUUCGGUCAGUUAGGUUUAAGAGGUGUAUCUAUCCUGUUUUCUUCUGGUGAUACCGGUGUAGGCUCUGCCUGCCAAACGAACGAUGGAAAGAACACAACACGUUUCUUGCCAAUUUUCCCAGCAGCUUGUCCUUAUGUUACUUCAGUAGGAGGAACACGAUAUGUCGAACCAGAAGCCGCAGUUUCUUUCUCAUCAGGUGGAUUUAGUGAUAGAUGGCCAAGGCCUUCAUAUCAAGAUGAUGCUAUUAAGGGAUAUUUGAAAAUUUUGGGGGAUAGGUGGAAGGGUCUUUAUAACCGACACGGUAGAGGAUUUCCCGAUGUUGCAGCUCAGGGUGUUAGAUUUCAUGUUGUGGAUGUCAACUCCAUCACCGGCGUCGCAGAAGAUCAACUACUUUCUGGCACCAGUGCCUCCUCCCCAGCUUUCGCAGCAGUCAUCUCCCUCCUCAACAAUGCCCGUCUAAACGCCGGUCGUAAACCCCUCGGUUUCCUCAACCCUUGGCUCUACUCCAUCGGUAAACAAGGACUCAAUGAUAUCGUAAACGGUGGUAGCACGGGUUGCACAGGUAAGGAUAUUUACUCUGGUUUACCGGCGCCGUUUGUCCCAUAUGCUAGUUGGAAUGCUACGAAAGGAUGGGAUCCAGUUACUGGGUUAGGAACCCCGGAUUUUGCGAAAUUGUUGAAGUUGGUUGAGGGGUAUUAG